Wyeomyia smithii (pitcher-plant mosquito) is the source of this 1741-nucleotide messenger RNA. RefSeq names its product CAAX prenyl protease 1 homolog. Gene Ontology annotation, biological process: CAAX-box protein processing. The record is from RefSeq and is a predicted model, not a curated record. Gene Ontology annotation, cellular component: endoplasmic reticulum membrane. Gene Ontology annotation, molecular function: metalloendopeptidase activity. NCBI's taxonomy places the organism in Eukaryota, Metazoa, Arthropoda, Insecta, Diptera, Culicidae. The coding region runs from base 170 to 1525 and encodes 451 amino acids. The transcript is spliced from 2 exons.
CUAAACGUGCAUGUAUACUUUCGAGCCGCAGGUUGUGUCAUUUUUAUCGAAUAGCCAACGCACAGAUAAUUAUUUAUUUUCAUGCCUCCAGAACUGGUAGAACAUAUAAAACAUAUUCAGCGUUUGUAAGAAAAAAUCUUUACUAAAACGUACUCAAGGAAAAGUUAACAUGCCGGACGAAUUGCAAACCAGCGAGAUAACACUGUAUUCAAUAUUGAUUUUUUUGGUUUUGGAAAACCUCAUUAAUCUGUAUUUGACGCGUCGUCAGAUUUACGUGUAUGAAACAAGCAAAGAUGUCCCAGCAGAGCUUAAAGAUGCCAUGAAAAAGGAGACCUUCGAAAAAGCUCGCCUCUACGGAUUGGAUAAGGCAAACUUUGGUAUAUUCAAACUGCUUCUGUGUGAUAUCGCUAUCGUGUCGAUAGAGCUGUAUACCGGCUUUAUAGCACUAAUUUGGGCCAGAGCCGUUCAAAUUACGCAACAAUUUGGUUUAAAUAUUGAAAGCGAAAUUCAAGUAAGCAUUGUGUUCCUAUUGCUCAUCAAUAUUAUUGGUACUUUCAAGGAUUUGCCCUUCAAAAUUUACGCAACUUUCGUGUUGGAAGAGAAGCAUGGCUUUAACAAGCAAACUGCUGGAUUUUUCAUUAAGGAUCAAAUUAAGUCAUUCCUUGUCGGUCAAGUCCUAUCGAUUCCAAUAGUCAGUGCGAUUAUCUAUAUUGUUCAAAUAGGAGGAGAUUACUUCUUCAUUUGGUUGUGGGCGUUCAUGGGAGUCGUUUCACUGCUACUGAUCACGAUUUAUCCGGUAUAUAUUGCUCCAUUAUUCGACAAAUUCCGUCCGCUCGAGGAUGGAGACCUGAAAAAAAGUAUUGAGGAUUUGGCAGCUUCAUUGAAAUUUCCGCUCGGAAAACUGUUUGUGGUUGAAGGUUCUAAGCGAUCUGCGCACAGUAACGCCUAUUUCACUGGUUUGUUCGGUGCCAAACGCAUAGUCCUGUUUGAUACACUACUGCUGAACAAAGGACUUCCAGACGAUUCUACUCUGGCGGAAGAUGAGAAAGGUAAAGGUUGUGAGGACAAGGAAGUACUAGCAGUGCUUGCACACGAACUUGGUCAUUGGAAGCUAGGCCAUAUACGGAAAAAUAUAAUCAUCAUGCAAGUGCAAAUGUUCCUGAUUUUCAUCGUGUUUUCUCAACUAUUCAAGUACUCCCCGUUGUAUCAAGCAGUUGGAUUUCCAGAAAAUGUUCAACCUAUUCUCAUCGGCUUUCUCGUAAUUGCCAUGUACAUCCUGGCCCCUUACAAUACGCUUAUAUCCUUUGCUAUGACCAUUCUAUCGCGCCGGUUCGAGUAUCAAGCCGAUGAAUUCGCCAACGAGCUUGGUUUCUCGAAUGAGCUUGGAGAGGCCUUAAUAAAAUUAAAUAUUGAUAAUCUGGGUUUCCCGGUUUACGACUGGAUGUACUCUAGCUGGAAUCACUCGCAUCCUACUUUGUUGCAGAGGCUUGAACGGCUUAAAGCGCUUCAGAAAAAAAAAAGAUAAACUAGCCCAUCCAUUUAUCAAUCGCAGUAGAAUAGAAUUCCACUAGUCGAGAGUUGCGCAGAAGGGCGUUUUAAUUAUUUCUUGUACGGACACAACAUAUGAAGCUACGAUACUAACUAAAGAUAUGUUUUAAAUCACCAGGUUAGAUGUAUAAGAAUUUUUGUAGCUUUAUGCAGAUUUUAUUUAGCCAAUAAAAAUCUUCAUCGCCAUGGAAAA